Messenger RNA from Drosophila hydei, 1606 nucleotides. RefSeq names its product guanine nucleotide-binding protein subunit beta-5 (gene Gbeta5). The transcript has a single exon. The record is from RefSeq and is a predicted model, not a curated record. NCBI's taxonomy places the organism in Eukaryota, Metazoa, Arthropoda, Insecta, Diptera, Drosophilidae. Gene Ontology annotation, cellular component: cytoplasm; heterotrimeric G-protein complex. Gene Ontology annotation, biological process: G protein-coupled receptor signaling pathway; G protein-coupled dopamine receptor signaling pathway. The coding region runs from base 252 to 1322 and encodes 356 amino acids. Gene Ontology annotation, molecular function: signaling receptor complex adaptor activity; protein binding.
GCUAUGAAGUAUCGAUACUAAAUCAACAUCAACUCGAAUACAAACAAAUUGAUUAUUUGAUUGCUUCCAGUGUUGUAUUACAUCUUUUAAAUUGCAAUUCUCGUAUUUCGCACACUGACAGCAACCGCCCGUUGUGUAUUCGUGUAUACACUUUUUUUUCUAACUGCAAUCAGUAUAUUGAUUUUCGCCCCCGCUUUUACAUUGAAGAUUGCGGCACAGUUAGGACAUAAACAUAAAAAUCAAUUGUCAAAAUGUCGGAGUGCGCCGCUUCAGCCAGCAAUGUCAACGCGAAUGAAAAGAUGGCAAGCUUGCUGAAAGAGGCGGAAAAUUUGAAAGCGAAGUUGGAGGAGGAGCGCCAAAAGCUGAACGAUGUCAAUCUAUCAAACAUAGCUGAAAGGCUGGAACAGAUAGCCUUCGUGAACAUAAAGCCGCGAAAAGUGCUAAAAGGUCACCAAGCGAAAGUGCUGUGCACUGACUGGAGUCCCGAUAAGCGACACAUAAUCUCGUCAUCUCAGGACGGACGCCUCAUAAUAUGGGAUGCGUUUACCACAAACAAAGAACACGCUGUCACAAUGCCAACCACUUGGAUAAUGGCGUGUGCUUAUGCGCCAUCUGGCAAUUAUGUGGCCUGCGGCGGCCUGGACAAUAAAGUAACCGUAUAUCCGAUUACCUCCGAUGAGGAAAUGGCUGCCAAGAAACGAACUGUUGGCACGCACACCAGCUACAUGUCAUGCUGUAUCUAUCCCAAUUCAGAUCAGCAAAUACUCACAGGCAGUGGAGACUCCACGUGCGCUCUGUGGGAUGUCGAAUCUGGCCAAUUAUUGCAAAGUUUCCAUGGUCAUUCCGGCGACGUCAUGGCCAUUGAUUUGGCGCCAAACGAGACGGGCAACACCUUUGUCUCUGGCAGCUGCGAUCGCAUGGCCUUUAUUUGGGACAUGCGCUCUGGCCAUGUGGUGCAGUCCUUUGAGGGCCAUCAGUCGGAUGUGAAUAGUGUUAAGUUCCAUCCAUGCGGCGAUGCCAUCGCCACAGGCUCCGACGACAGCAGCUGCCGCCUGUAUGAUAUGCGCGCAGAUCGCGAAGUUGCUGUAUUUGCCAAGGAAAGCAUUAUCUUCGGUGUUAACUCGGUGGACUUUUCGGUUAGCGGACGACUGCUCUUUGCUGGCUACAAUGACUACACUGUCAACCUGUGGGACACGCUCAAAUCAGAGCGCGUCUGCCUUCUGUACGGUCACGAGAACAAGGUCUCUUGCGUUCAGGUCUCACCCGAUGGCACAGCGCUAUCCACUGGUAGCUGGGACUACACCAUACGAGUGUGGGCCUAAAACCCCACCCUACAUACCUUAAAUAUAUGUAUGUGUAUAUAACAUAUAUGUGCAUAUACAUAUAUGUGUAAAUUGAAUCUGUUAAGCACGCUCCUGCUGUUGUUUGUCAGCUUUCAAGCUUUUUUUCUGUCUGUGUGUUACACUAAAUACUAUAUACUUUAAGUAUAAUAUAUAAAAAGGCAAAUUGCACGUAACCAAUCCAAAGGGAGAAAGCUCGUGUAUAUCUAUGUAAACAUAUUAUGCGCCUAGUUCUAAGUUCCUGUUCAAAAUAAAUGUUGAAGCGA